Molecule: messenger RNA, 5026 nt
Organism: Symbiodinium sp. CCMP2592
Lineage: Eukaryota; Dinophyceae; Suessiales; Symbiodiniaceae
Source: the annotation of a GenBank genome assembly
GAAGUGUGCCUUGAAGAAGUGGGUCACUCUUGUUUCCUUGGAUUUUAACGCUUGGGGUGUUGCCAAGCAAGCCAUGGGUCCCUUCGAUCCUAAAUUUGCCACCGGAGGUUUGGUGGAAAGCGUGCAGGAUUGUCUGGCCGACAAGGCUACAGCUACACUGCACCAACGCGUGGGACCCAUCUUCAGGUAUGUGCACUUUUGGAAGCUUCAGUUUGUGGUUUGCUUACCUGUGAGAGAGCAUCAGCUCUACGAUUACUUCAAGGCAAACCCGAGUGCGGCCCCGACUUCCUUCAGGCCUGCUCUAACCGUGGAGCAAGUGAAGCAACUUGAAGCCCUCGUGCUCAGCUCUUUGGCGCGGCCAAUGGAUCGAAUCGCAGCAGGGCCCUGGAUCAGAGCAUGGCUUGAGCUGCGAGAGGCCGAGGGUGCUUGGCUGAGAGCUUUGAUUCCGGGCGCGAGUGAUGCUUCCAUUGAGGUCCAGAUCGCAACCCACUCCUGCAAGAGCACACCGCUCUCCUGGUUGGCGAAGCGGGGCGUGCAGGCCGGCCCCCGGCGCACUUUAGGCUACCACGUACCGCGUAAGGACAAGUCGCUGAUCAUAUAUGCCAGGGAUUCACUAGCAGCUCCAUUACGGGAGCUGGACCGGGUCAUAGACGAGAUAGCUGCCGGUAGAUUCAAGCCGGAUCUCACUCGAAGCGGGAUGAUAGCCAAUCUUGCGGACCCGCAAGCUCCUUCUGAGCCUGAAAGGGAGGCCGACGCAGUAUCAUCGAGCUCUAGCGAGGCAUCCGAUGACGAGGAAGAGGCCCCCGUGAGUGACGAGGAGCAGGCCUUGGAGCAGAUUGCCGGUCAGUGGGGCCCCGAGCCUGGUGACGGGCCUUGGGCGCGUCACAAGCAGACUAGAUUUUUGCACAAGGUGAGAGACGAGGCGCGAGCCAAGGACAUUGGAGUUUCUGAUGAGAGCUUCGCGAAGCUUGAGGCGGAGGGACUGACAACGAUGGCAACUUUCGCCUUCUGCUGUCAUUUCAACCCGUCUGCGACAGACGAGAAACCUCUCACCGACCUGGUGACCAAGGUUCUCGGUGCUGCGCCUUCCCUUAAGGAGAUGAGUUGCUUUCGGCGUCUGUUCGCCGAGGCAUACGCAACUGUUGCAUCCGACAUCCGAUCGCAGGUGGAAGCAACAGAAGACUCAUCGAUCAAGAAACUAGCUCCAGCAGACAGGGCCGAACGUUUGCGGGAGCAGCAGUCCAGACUUAAAGGGCUUGACUUGAGGGGCAAUAUGGAGCCAGGCGACUCCUUGAUUGAUCGGGCUGUGGCGAUCUACGAAUCUGACAGACUCCAGUAUGUGGAGUGGCAGCAUUCUGUUAGCAGACAGCAUGAGCUUCUUACAGGGCUCAAGAAGGAUGCUUCGCUUACCUUGGAUUCUGCAGGCGGCCUAAAGAUUGCCAGCAAGCCCAACGUGACUCCUUGUGAUGUGUCCACUGAUAUGAUGGUUCGCUACGCCUUAGUGCGAAGGGGCCUAGCCUUUGAACAGGCGAACAUCUUGGCGUACCAUUUGCACGAUGAGUUGCUUGAAAAGUACAUGUCUUUCAGGCUUAUGGACCCUCCUCCGAAUCAUGCGCGGGUGAGCUUGAAACAGAUUGAGCAAGCUGAUCGUCAAUUCACCAUGUUGCUCGCGGAACACACCCGCGGCGGCAUCAAGGUGAAGGCAGGAGGAUCACGGCCAUGUGACGGCGCUUUCCGCAAAGUGUUUGAGAGCACUGAGUUCCUUUCAAUGCUGACUCCGAGGCCUCUUGCAGUAGGCUCAGGAGCAAGCCGCGACGCUUCCUCAGGAGAUGAGCCCCCGAUCAAGCGCCAUAAGGGCAAUGGCAAGGGCCAGGGCCGCGGGCGCGGGGGUAAGGGAGCCGGCAAGGGCUCAACCAAUGCCAGAGUCCCGGCAGAGCUCCUCGCACUCGGGUGCGUGGUAUCCACUGAUUCGGCGCCGUUGACUCAACCGAGUCCGGCCUUCCCCUCCGCUGAAUUGCCUGCGGACGGGCCUCUAGUGAUCGAGCUGUGCGCCGGGUCCGCCAUCCUCAGUCAGACAGCCGCCAGCCGCGGCUUUGCAAUCAUGCCCGUGGAUCAUGCUCACAACCGCCACACACCUAAGUGCAAGAUGGUCAAUCUGGACUUGACCCAGAGCCAUUCCUGGGAGGUCCUCAAGUUUGUCAUCAAAUCCCGUCGUGUUGCCAUGGUGUUUGCGGCUCCGCCUUGCGGCACUUGCAGUGCUGCUCGUCACUUUCGCCCGGGCCCCCCAGUGCUCCGCACCACUUCACAUCCGUGGGGUGUCCCGUGGGCCUCCACCAGAGAUUGUGUCAAGCUCAAGGCUGCCAAUGCCAUAUACAAGCAACUAUGCGCUUUUCUUGAAUUGUGCGAUCAGCACUCUGUGCCUUGGUGCGUCGAAAAUCCCACUAACAGCAUCUUCUGGGAGUUGCCAUGUCUUGCGUACCCUUUGGCUCAUGGUUUCUUCGCGCAUUGCCAGGCUUGCGCUUUCGGCAGCGAACGAGAUAAGAAAACAUCUUUCUUGUGCAGCAGCUCGGGCAUCUCUCGCAUGGCUCUGAUGUGCCCAGGCUGUAAACAACAUGCAACGUGGGGCCUUACUUCUGAUGACACCUUCGCCACAGCGGAGGAAGCAGCCUAUCCUCCGGCCAUGUGCCAAGCCUUGUGUGAUGUCUUUGAGGCGGAGGCUGCCAGGCUCAACUACGCGUUGGGCUCGGCUCAGCCACUUUUGGCCCGAGCCCAUAAGCAACCGCGAGGACGCCUACACCCACAGCUCUUGUCAGAGCACGCUGCAGUUCUAUCCCGCCUCCUGCCCCGGGCCCCGCCUCUGAAUCACAAGCGAUGUCUUACGCAGGAUGUGCACGGUGUCCCCGCGGGGAGCAAGCUCUUGCGUUCCGAAAAUAGGGGGAAUAAGGGUCUCUUCUGUGUUUUCGGGGUCUUUAGGAGCCCAGAGUCUUUCGUCAGAGAGGCCAAGCUGCUAUAUCAUCCUUUUGACUCUCUUGCGCAGUUGCCGGACUACUUGAUCAAAUCCCUGUUUGAGCAGCUGACAAAAUCCCCUGCAGAGAUCUGCAAGUUGAGACUUCUUCGUCUGCAAAAGUGGAGGGCCAGAGCGACUGAGCUGGCACCAGUCGAGCACGCUCACCGUGCCAAGAUGCAACCGUCCGUGAAGGAGAUCCUCGCCAACAAGCGGACGGCGCUACUGGAGGAGAUGGCGGCCGAAAUAGACUGGCCCGACAAGGGUCUCUUCUCUGAGAUGCGCCAAGGCUUUCGCUUGGUUGGGUGCCUGAGCCCUUCUGGUGUGUUCAGGGAAGGAGGGUACCUCGCCUCCAUCAGCGAAUCCGAGUUGAUGGAAAAUGCAGACAGCAUCAGAGCUUCUCUCCUGGCACGUGUGUCAUCCGAUCCUCUUGACGAGAACGCCGAGGAGCUGUACGAUGUAACUCUUCAGGAGGCUACCCAGAAAAAGUGGUUGGACGGGCCGAUGACCCCAGGAGACAUUGGAAAGAGAUUCGAGGCGUGGAUCCCGGUGCGCCGCUUCUGUGUUGUGCAAAAAGGACGCUUGAGACCGAUUGACGACUUCAAGGAGAAUCUUGUAAACCAAGCCUGCUCUACGAGCGAGCGAAUCGUGCUUCAGGCGAUGGACCAUCUUUUAUGGUCUCUUUCCGUGUUGUGCCACUUCUACCGGAAGCGAGGAGCAGUCGACUUUACCUUGUCCUCCGGAGAGAGACUGACAGGUCUCGUCCAUCCUGAUUGGCAGAAACCGGGGGCGAGCAUGCAAGUCGCCACCUUGGACUUGAAAUCAGCAUACAAACAACUACCGUUGAACCCUUGCGACUUCGACAAAAGUGUGGUGACCUUGAAGGAUCCCAAGACAGGAUCCAUCUCGUGCUUUGUCAUGCGCACGCUUCCAUUCGGAGCGUUGGCCUCGGUGUACCACUUUCUGCGGGUCAGUUUGCUGUUGCAUGCCCUAGGAUGCCACUUGGGAGCGUGCUGGUCAGCAUACUUCGACGACUUCCCUAUGGCGACUCACUCGCUGGUGGCCACGUCAACUUCGGCUUUAGUUAAGGGUUUCCUUAAGUUAGCGGGGUUUGACUUUGCAGAGGAGAAAUGCACCCCCUUCUCUUCGGAUGUCGAAGUCUUGGGAGUUACUCUGGAUGUGUCCCAGAGCUCGGAGGGCCUAAUCAACAUCAGGAACAAGCCGUCGCGGUGUGAGGAGCUUAAUGCAGUGAUCGAGGAAGUGCUCAGGGACAAGGCCUUAGUCCCUUGCCGACUGCCGUCCUUCAUUGGCAAGCUCCAGUUCGCCGACGGCCAAAUAUGGGGCCGAGCAGGGCGCAUGGCCAUGCACGACCUUAGGUCUUUAGGGUUUACUUCCCGGGUUCCGGUCUCCCUUGAUGCCAGCGGGAUCGAAGCGCUUAAGAUUCUUCAGCAAAGAUUGACGCAUGGAAAGCCUCGUGUCAUCCGUGCUGGGUGGAAAGAAAAGCCGAUUCUGCUGUUCACGGACGGAGCACUGGAGGAUGAUAACCUUGAUCACGGACCGGCUACUGUGGGGGCGGUCAUGUUUAAACCGAACGAGCCCAACGUUUACGCUUUCGGAUGCGAGGUGCCGGCAAACGUACUGUCUCAUUGGAGAUCCGAUGGCAAGAAACAUGUUAUAGGUCUUGUGGAGCUUUACGGCGCCAUUCUGGCUCUUCGACAUUGGCGUAAACACUUGGACGGCAACCGAGUGAUCUUGUUUGUCGACAAUUGGCCAGCACUUGAUACUCUUGUCAAAGGAGAUGCAUCCGUCGCGAUUUGGCGGGAAAUUCUUAUGAUCCUUGAAAACCCGCAGGAAGCUUCACCGUGCUAUUUAUGGAUAGCACGUGUGCCAUCCGCGUCCAACAUUGCAGACGCCCCGAGCCGUGGAUCGCUUUCCGAGCUUAGCCACUGGUCUGUACGCGUGGAGGUGCCCAGGUGUCCGCUGUCGAAAGUUGCUCUGAAGUCGAUUGUGUCUCAAGGCUAA